Molecule: messenger RNA, 762 nt
Organism: Emiliania huxleyi CCMP1516
Lineage: Eukaryota; Haptophyta; Isochrysidales; Noelaerhabdaceae
Exons: 5
Coding region: 14-706 (230 amino acids)
Source: RefSeq, a predicted model, not a curated record
CUCCUUCCUCAACAUGUGGGGGUUCGGCAAUGCUGCUCUCGCGCGGCCCGCAGGCACGUGGGUCGGGCCGGUGGAGCGAGCGAUGACGGGCACCGCACUCGGCUACUACCAGUGGAUGUUCCUGCUGAUGUGCGUCGUCGACUCCGCCUGGCUCUCGCUGCCGCACACCGUCCUCGGCUCGACCUUCCCCCUCUGCGCGCUCCUCUACAUCGCGGAGCUCCUCUGCUUCAACCGCGACUGGCUCCCCUGCAAGGAGGUGUGGGCGGUCGUUGGUGUCGGCGCUGGCGGCGCGCGCUUGGAUGACGCUGGAUGCGCUGCUGCACCCGGGCAGAACCGACCCUGCAAGCCAAUCCCGUGGCCGUACUCCUUCACGCCCUUCAACCGCUUCUGGCUUGGCGAGGCCACCUCCCUCGUCGCCAUCUGCUGGUUCACGCACAUGCAGCACGUGCGCAUAGUCGCCCUCGGAGAGCCCCAGCAGCAGCGGCAGCAGCAGCAGCAGAGGUCUGCGCGCUCCGCCCCCGAAGCCGCCAAAUCGCGCGCCGCGCAGAUGCGGACCCAGGGCGCGCCCGCGAGCGACCGGCACCGCGCCGCUGCAUUCGCGCAACGGUCGCGGGGAGGGAGGGAGAGGCGGCCUCUGGCCUAUGAGAGGCUGGCUUACGAAAAGGCGGGCGCAAGAGGAGUGCGGGUAAGCAUGCCGAUGGUGUGAGGACGCGGCAAUAAUAGGACGAAGUAGCCAAUUUUAACCAAUUAUGGUAGGACCUC